Calliphora vicina (urban bluebottle blowfly) is the source of this 1981-nucleotide messenger RNA. RefSeq lists its product as uncharacterized. Gene Ontology annotation, biological process: monoatomic anion transport; transmembrane transport. Lineage: Eukaryota; Metazoa; Arthropoda; Insecta; Diptera; Calliphoridae. Bases 249 to 1763 code for a protein of 504 amino acids. The record is from RefSeq and is a predicted model, not a curated record. Gene Ontology annotation, cellular component: plasma membrane. Gene Ontology annotation, molecular function: transmembrane transporter activity. The transcript has 6 exons.
UUGAGAGAUUAAACAACAAAAAUUUAAAUAAAUUCAAUUCAAAUAAAUAAUAAAAAAAAAUCAUUAAAAAGAAACAAACGAAAAUAAUUUAAUAACAAAAAAUUAAAAUUUAAUUAAAUCAAAAAACUAUAGUUAGUGUCUUGCAUGUGACAGUGCGCUAAUUCUGCAAUCGAAAUUUAUACAACAUUUUAAUGUUGUUUUUAAUUGAUUGAUUGAUUGAUUUUGUUUUGUUUUGUUUUGUUUUUUUAAUGGCUAAAACUGAAAUACCCAAAAAUUUCGAUGGCAUUGCUGAUACGGCUGCAAUUAGUAAUAAAACACCCCCUUUAUGGGGUUCAGCCAGAUUGACCUACACCAUUUGUGCCUUUUUUGCCAUGGUCGUUCAGUUGUGUUUACGAAAUACCCUAAAUUUUGUUAUUUUGUGUAUGGUGAAGCCUCAGCAUUUAGAAAAAGAAAAUUCCACCGAUUACAGUGUAAAUGGUGAUGAUAGUAGUUGUGGUCCCAUAGAUAGCGGCAAUGCGACCUCAAUUGAAAGAUCCGGUAAUCUAUUGUGGUCAAGAUCUCAAGAAUUUGCUUUACUGGGCACAUUCUACUAUGGCUACUUGGUAACACUGCCAGUUGCUGGGCGACUGGCGGACAAGUUUGGUGGUAAAUUAUUAUUUGUACACUCUCUAACAGUCCAAGCUGCAAUCUUCAUGCUAAUACCAUUUUUUGCGCGGAGAAGCUACAUUGGAGCAGUGAUAAUACGUAUAAUACAGGGUCUAAUAGCGGGUUUUAGCAAUCCUGCUCUAUACCAACUCUUCUCCACUUGGGCCCAUCCCAAUGAACGAACGGCCUUUCUAUCCUUCGCCUAUGGUGGCUAUUCUGUAGGGGCUUUACUGGUGUUUCCCAUAUCCAGUUAUCUUUGUAAAUUUGGCUGGGAAUUGGCCUUCUAUGCUGUCGGCAGUGUUUCAUUGCUAUUUGGUAUUUGCUGCCAGUGGUUGAUUUACAGCACCUUAGAGGAUCAUCCACGUUUGUCAAAAGAUGAGUAUGAUUAUCUAAAGGAAAAUCAUGUGGAGAAAUCUACUACAGGAGUGCCCUGGAAGACGAUUCUAACAUCGGUGCCAGUGUAUGCAUUUAUUUUCACACAUAUUUUCCAUACUUAUGGCAUUAUGGUGUUUACUAUCAUGAUACCGAGAUUUUUUAAGGAAGCCAUGCGUUUGCCACUGGAUAUGGUGGGUCUUAUUUCUUCAGCUCCGUUUUUGGGUGCCUUUAUAUCAAAAGCUGUUACCAUUACUACCUGCAGUAUUAUAGAAAAAAGGCCAAAUUUGAAUCUGACACGAUAUCGACGCAUUGUGUAUGUAAUUUGUAAUUGUGCCACCAUACUCUUUAUCUUUGCUAUAAUACUUUCCACCUGCCAACAACGAAUUAUGGUGAUUCUAUUCGCUGUGUGCAUUGGUAUCACCACGGAUAUGGGAUUUUCCGGUGUCUAUUGGCCGAGUAUGUUGUAUGUGGCACCAGCAUUUGCUGGUCUCAUAUCGGGGUUAGCUAAUUGUUUGGCCACAGUCAGUGGAUUUUUGGCUCCUUUAGGAGUAGCAGCUAUAGUACGUCAUGGCACCAAAGUAGAAUGGAAUUUGGUAAUGGCUUCUUUAAUGACCUCCUAUCUGUUGGGUGCUAUUGUUUAUGGCCUCUUUGGUAGUUCGAAACUUGCAACAUGGGGCCAGGUCACAAAAUCGGAAAAUAAUAACAAUAACAAAAAUACCACAGAAGAAACAGCGGAGGCUUAAGUGAAAUAUAUAUUUGUAAAUAGGCUUAAAAUUUUAUUAUUGUUGUUUAAUAUUUUAUAAUGUAGAUGUAAAAAAUAUCAGAAAAUGUCCUUAUUUGUAUAUUUUUAGUUUGUAAUUUAUAAAUUUAUUAUUUUACAUGGCGCAUUUUACUGUAACUUUUUGUGCAUAUACAAAUUAUAAUAGGUAUUUGUUUUAUUUAUGUAAUAAAUUUUUACAAA